AUAUCAGCUUAUUCGCUCUGAGCUCUCACCGAGUGCAAACCCCAACAGAGCAGAAACAAGAGUGGACACGUGCAAACAGGAGAAGUGACUGGAUUUGCCCAAGACAAACUGAGGAGCUUAAAAGCUCUGUGCCGUCUUCAACUGAAGUUGUCGAGUGGCCUGGCUGAGAGGAACGCCCCAACUGACCUGAGUGCAGCCGGACAAGUUGAGGUGGAUGAGAUUGCGGCAGCCCUUCCCUGUGGUCAGCUUGAGGACUUUUAUUACAAACUCCUGCUUUGGCUCCAGUUAGAGACGACCCCCUGCAAGGUUCAGGAUGCGUGUGAUUCCCUCUCUCCUCUUAUUCUGCCUGCUCCUCCUGCUGCUCCCAUCCAUCGAGAUGAAAAAAAAGGGAAAGGGCAGAGGCCUCAAAGGAGCAAGACACAAACUCACACGGGACAGGGUCAGGGUACGAGGUGCUCGCCGUCACAACAGGUCAGGCCCCUCUGGUCUCAUAUCAAUUAACUGCUUAGAGUCGGCAGAAUUUGGAGAGGUCUUUGUAGACUGCCAAGACCAACAUCUCUCGUCUAUUCCCACCUCAAACACCUGGUCUAAAAAUCCCAAGCACCUCCUUCUAGCCCGCAACCAAAUCAAAGUCCUUCAUGAUGGAGCCUUCCUCGGAUAUGAGAGUUUAAAUAGUCUGGACCUGCAGCAGAACCAGAUCUCUCUCGUGGAGGAAGGGGCUUUCCAGGGCCUGACACAACUUACAACCCUGCUGCUUCAGCACAACCGCCUCCAAACACUUAGCGAGGAGGCCCUAAUCCCCAUACCAAACCUUCACUACUUGCGUUUAUAUGAUAAUCCCUGGAACUGUCUCUGCCCAAUGGAUAGUCUUGUACGUACUCUUCAGGUCCCAAGCAAUCGUAAUCUGGGAAAUUAUGCCAGGUGUGCAGAGCCCAUCAGGUUAAAAAACAUGAAGUUGAAACACAUGGAUCCCGAGUUACUCUGCAAAGAAUCAGACCCAGCAAGCGACCAACAGAAUCCCAAAGACCUUAUGGAGCCCAGUCCAAUUCGAAUCAAACCAGAUGCUACAACAGUCUGCUUUACCUACUUUUACCCCCAAAUACGGAUGGACUGCAGUAACCAAGGUUUAACUGAGGUGCCCACAGGUAUUCCAGACAAUGUUGCCCACGUUGAUCUGUCACAUAAUUCAAUCAGUCACCUCAAAACCAGAGACUUUCAUGCUGCAAGGAGCCUGAGAACACUUAACCUCAGCAAUAACAAAAUGGAGGACCUUGACACAGGCUCCCUGACUGGGCUCUUGCAUCUCCGGGAACUGGACUUGUCAAACAACAACCUGCAUUUUGUCCAGCACGGGGUUCUUGAAGACCUCUACUUCCUGUCACAUUUAAAACUGGGAGGAAACCCCUGGGUGUGUGACUACAGUAUCCAAUACAUGGUGUACUGGCUAAGUCUGCACCCGAGAGUGAGUCACUCAGGACUGGUGUGUCACUCUCCUCCCGAACAUGCUGGGGAGAGAGUGGAGGAGUACGUGCAUUCCUACAACAGAGAGUGUCCAAAGGACAGACAGCAGAGCAGACCAGAUCAAGACCAGACAGACCCCGCGCUCUGGAACACACCGAUGGAAGUACAGGGAGAGCUGGAGGAGGAGGAGCUGGAGCCGAGCGCCUUGAGAAUGCCAGAGAAAUAUCAAAUCUUCAGACUGUCCUGACUCAAGUGAAAAUAUGAACUACAAUUUGACAAUUUAAAGGAUGUUUGUUUUGUCCUCAUUAACCUCUUUUUAGUUUUGUAAAAAAACAAAAACAACAACAA
Archocentrus centrarchus (flier cichlid) is the source of this 1809-nucleotide messenger RNA. Its product is annotated as leucine-rich repeat-containing protein 17. Lineage: Eukaryota; Metazoa; Chordata; Actinopteri; Cichliformes; Cichlidae. Gene Ontology annotation, cellular component: plasma membrane. The coding region runs from base 314 to 1708 and encodes 464 amino acids. Gene Ontology annotation, molecular function: protein binding. The transcript has 7 exons. The record is from RefSeq and is a predicted model, not a curated record.